Messenger RNA from Exophiala bonariae, 456 nucleotides. RefSeq lists its product as uncharacterized. The transcript has a single exon. The coding region runs from base 1 to 456 and encodes 151 amino acids. Lineage: Eukaryota; Fungi; Ascomycota; Eurotiomycetes; Chaetothyriales; Herpotrichiellaceae. The record is from RefSeq and is a predicted model, not a curated record.
AUGAAAUCAUUCUUUGCCAUCCCACUCUUCGCCGCCGCGGCCAUGGCCGUCGCCGAGCCCGCCUGGGACUUCACGUUCACAUACAGCGAUGGACACAGCACAUGGACAUCGGUGACAGAGGCAACAGCCAACCCAACCAUCCCCGUCGCACCGGCCUCGACCAGCGCGUGGACCGGCCUAGAGAACUGGACUUCCUACACCAGCUACACCGCGACCUACAGCAGCGGCAGCUCGACCUGGGGCAUCCCAACCACGGUCUCAUACUCGAUCGCCUCCGGCUGGACCAGCAUGAUCCCCGCCCCAGCAACCACUGCCCCUGCUACAACCGCUAAGCCAGCAACUUCUUCGACCGUCUCCAAGCCUCCCGCUUCCACCUUCACUGGUGCUGCCAACGUCAACGGCAAGAUGGCUGGUGUCGGUGCCGUGGCGAUGGCUGGUUUGGCUUUGGUUCUGUAA